CUUUAUUCCAAGAAACUUAGAAAAGUUUUACAUGUAUACACACAUCUUUAUACCUGAUCUCACUAACUAAUGACUAACUAAACUAACAGAAUAAUGUAAUAUUUCCACUCCUCUUAAAGACCGGUUUCAAAGUAAAAUUAAUUAUUUAUCUGGCCCCCCCCCAAACAAAUCAGAUAGGUGAGUUCCCUGAAGGAAUAUAAUUCCUCCUUAAUAGGAUUAUUUAAGACAUUCAUGUUCCAAAAAGCUACUCUUAAAGUUAUUAAACCUAAAACAUUAGUAUUUUAGUCUGUAAAUGUCAGAAUCAUAUAUACGUAUGGACUUUGACAGUAGCAAAUACAAUUUUCAGGAACAUUAGGAACCAGUAUAAUGUUGACUUCAGGGUCUAAUGCUGCCCGACCACCUUCCGCCUGUUCAUAUACUGGAUCUACACUGUGUAAGAAAAAUAAGCUAAAUCUCUUUUUCCUCUUGAGCCAAACAGUCGUUUAAUCUCUCCGUGGUCAUUUAUGUUACUUUGUUCACACACUGGUAUUAAAACGAUCAUCACGGGGCAGAAGAGAUAAUGACAGUUGGAAUAAAGGUGCCUGUAAGGGCGCUGAUUAGCAGUUGGAAGGUGUUGUAUCGACGCCUUGAUGCUAUUGCGUGAGGACAAAGAAUCCAAACACCAUAAGUGCCUAAAUCUUUUGUAUUCUGAGGCCAGUUCAAAAACACGCUCCACAGCCAAGAGGUUUUUUGUUUUAAAAUCAGCCCCAUAUAUUAAAAAAAAAAGUUAUUGCACACCUACCUCAUAAUAGUGGACUGGACGCUGUUUUGGAAAAUUGUAUUUUGUGGGGAGAAAAACAGUUUGUCUGGGUGGAGGCCUGAAAUGAAGAGGAAAGGCUGGUGUGUAAUUUAUUUUCAGUUUAAUGUGGAUGUAGUCAGAGGGAGUCACAUUUGACAAGUAACCACAACAUUCAUUAUAUUGUUUCAUGGACAUAAAACAUAGAAAAUGUUCCUUCAGAAUGAGACUUUGUUCCGACCACAUGUUACUGGGACGACAACAUGGGAGCACGUCUUUCAUCCAGCUCAUACUGCCGAGCUGUAACCGUGAGCAAGUAGGGAUUCGUUUUCCAGUUUUUGGAAGCAGGUCACAAGAGCCAGUGUAAUUAUGUUUGUCAUGUCGAGUCUGAGGGUGAACGACCUGUCCCCUGCUCACCCCAUUGUUUUCCUUUCUCUCUCUUAUUAUAUGCACGGACAAAUCACAUUAACUUUCUCAGCUUGAGUCUGUCACGGGGGGGUUGAGUAAUACGUGCACGUGGUAGUGCUUGUUCCAGGUGACAAUUACGUUAUCUCCCGAAAGGAAUAUUAUCAAAAUGUAUUUGUUGCCAGAGUCGCCUUUGGCCUGGAUGUUGCUGCGUCAGCACCGUGUCGAUCGGAGGAGAUUGUCAAAGAGAAGCCAACAAUGAGCUUUUAAGUCCGUUUCGACAGAGGUCACUCCAAAGAUUGAUGUACUAGAAAUUAAUGUAAAUGAACACCGGGUCCAUAAUGCUAAUUGAUGCAGUGUUUUCCCUCUUCUGCUUCAGACGCCUGCAACUGUAUCUCAUCGUCAUCCAGUGAGAUCAUCUCCCCCAGAAAGUCACUUUGGAAUCACCUUUACUGUGUCACCUUUUUAUUGUCCUCUGUUGUUUGAGUUAUUAGUAGCAGCCGUGAUCUAGACUAGAGGACAGUUCAGUGGAAAGAUUCCUGUGUGUUGAUUCGCUGUGUCCUCAGGUACAAGGGAAUAAUAUAUAUUUACCAGGAGAGGAUUUCUCUUUAUCCACCUGCAGUAAUUAAAAAAAAUAUCCUUUAAAUGUUUGUUUACAUGCACACAGAUAAUUUACUAAUUCGUGUCUGCUUAGAUUUAAGAUAAAUGUUUCUGUGGCAUGGGUAGUUUAUCCCUCUGUGUGUUGUACUGUCUCAAUGAUACAGAUAUUUAGCACGCUGUUAUUAAUGUGGAUAUGCGUCUACAGACACCAUCAGUCUGUAUUGAUCACAGUACACUCUGCUUGUCUGUGGGAAGGACUGUGGACACUUAGUAUCUCUGUCUGUAGUUUGUAAGAUAAUGUGGUGUUUAGAGCGUUUUUCUCUACGAGGCGACUUCACCUUAUCUUUAAUUAUGAGGAAGUAAUUCAGUGACUCAACAUCUGUCGUAGAUGCAUUUCAUUCAUCAUGGUCUUGAAAAGCAGCAAUGUUAGUCACAUUUGUCUCCACUACAGCCUGAAUUCCAGUAAGAUUAUGAUAUAGUGAACAAUUAUUCGGGCAUUGGGCUAUUAUUAGUAAGACAGAUUAUUUAUUAUAGAGCAAGAGCCAAGAUUCACCGGUGUCUGGUUGCAUUUGUAAGGUGCUUAUUGUCCAGGUCACACUGUGAGUCAGGAUUUCCGUUCCAAAGUAAUGUUCUCACUAAUGUAACACACUGAGUUUGUCGGGUGGAUUUGUUGUACUUGAUUGUUUCAGGAAGUUGAUCGUCAUGUUCUAAGCCUCCACGGUUGUCCACACUUAAAGCCUCUAAGCCUUGUGUAGGAUUUUUGUUAUAGAAUUUUUUAUUUUUUAAUGUUCUAGUAAAUUGUGGAAGGAUGGCAGCGCGCUGGUCCUCGGGCGCACCUGUUACAGAGAGAUAACCAGACUACGCUGGGAUGAUAAAUGUACAGGUGCGGCGUUUUAUCUCCGCUGAACUGAACGUGCCCACGUUCUGCUGCAGAGGAGAGAGCACCAGGAUGAGGAGAGAGUAGGCCCCCGCCGUAGUAUGGCCGCGUCCCGUUCCUCGCGUGUCACAAGGUCAUCAGUUGGGCUCAAUGGAUUGGAUGAGAACUUUUGUGGUCGAACCCUCAGGAACCGCAGCAUCGCCCAGCCAGAGGAGACCUCGGUGUCUCCUCUACCCAGGGCCCGCUCGCCCAAGAAGAGGCAGGACGCCAAGCAGGAGUCGAAACAGGAGUCGAAGCAGGAAACUAGACAGGAGUCGAAACAGGACGCCAAGCAGGAUUCGAAGCAGGACACCAAACAGGAGAGCAAGCAGGAGUCAAAGCAAGAUGUUAAGCAGGAGUCAAAGCAGGACGCUAAACACGAUACAAAGCAGGAUACCAAGCAGAACACUCGGCACGAUGGCCAGCAACAGGCCUCGUUGCAGGGAAAGGAAACUGACUCAAAUGCUUCCCCAGCUGAGGUGGAGCAGUGGACCAGCUCCAGGAAGCGGGGCGUGUCCUGUUUAGAAAAAGACAUUAGUCCUGAGAAGCCCGAGAACUGUGAUAAAGGCAAAGGGGCGCGAGAGGCCUCUCCUCAAAUCAAAAGGGCCAAGCGGUGCUCCCGCUCUGGAGAGUCUCAGGGACCCGAGGAGCAAUCUGAGCCUCUGAAACCUGAAAGUCCAGUAUCUGUACCGGAGCCUAACAAGGACAACAGUUGUGAAGAUUUUCCCAGCCAAAACUCUGCUCACACCGCUCCGGCCUCACCGGUCCUCAGUAAAGAGGAAGGUGAGCUGAUGGCUGUGAAGACAGAGGAUGUUCAUCUGGAGUGCGACGGGGUUUCCCAGCCCCUGAAUACUCAUAAAGCUUCUAAUGGACUCGCAGAGAAUACGGCAGAGGAACCUGGCACGCUCACUGAAGAGACUAGUUCAAGUCCCACCUCUGUCACCAGCUGCCCGUCGCUGCUCAACGGCAGCCAGGUGGGGGCUCCCUCAUCCCCUGACCCUGCUGUGCCUUGUAGAAACUCUGACCCUGGGCAGAUGGAGGUCUCUGGCUCAGGGGAAUCGCCAGCCUCCUCUGCGCCGCCACUUGAGGCUGUUCCAGAGGAUCCAAUCUCUGAGUUGAUAGUGGCCAAGCAGGAGGUGGAGGAGGUGGAGGUCGACGUGGUGGGCGAGACUUUGUGUCUGGCCCACGAGGAGCAGGUGACGGAGAGCGACACUAACGGCCGGCCACCAACACCAGUGCAGGAAGCUGCUGCCUCCACCUCCUACACCACACCCAACACGAACAAUAGUCCAAUCAACAACGGUAACUCAGGAGAAACAACACCCCCACUAGCAACAACCCCCUCCCCCACAGAGCCAGGGUGCAACCCCUCAAUAUCCAGCAUGCCCCCCUCUUUCACGGAGCUCUAUGAACACAGAUACACCCUACGGACUUCACCCAGGAGAGCUGCUACUGGUGGCAAAGCAACCUCCUCCAAGGCCUGCUCUCCUCCUAGAGACAAUGGUCCCUUGAGGGAAGAGGGGGAGGUGGAGGUGGGGCUGGAGGAGGUCUGCCCUAUGGUGGAGGAACCUGCCCCCUCAGACUCUGUUGGCCCCUUUAAGGAGGAGCCAAUGUCGGUGGAUCCCGCGGACAGGGCAGGUGGCGAGGCCGGUGGUUCUAUGGAUCGUAAAGAGGCCGAGAGCAGCAGGGAUCUCACACAGAGCCAGGCUGCGGAGGAGGAGGAGGAAGAGGAGGAGCCAGACGUGUAUUAUUUUGAGUCUGACCACCUGGCUCUUAAACACAAUAAAGAUUACCAGAGGCUGCUGCAGACCAUCGGGGUUCUCGAGGCCCAGCGCACGCAGGCCAUCCUGGACCUGGAGACGUUGGCGCGUCACCAGAGAGAAGCACUCGGCGAUCCCAUCAGCUUUGUGGAGCAGCUGCAGAAACAGGUGAACUUGGGCUUGCCGUGUCCUCAGCGGGUCGUCCAGCUCCCCGACAUCGCGUGGGAACAGUACACCUCAGGACUCGGCGACUUUGAGAGGGAGUUCUGCGACAAGAAGCGCAAAACCCGGCGGCUCAAGCUGAUCUUUGACAAAGGUUUGCCUCUUCGACCAAAAAGUCCAGUAGAGCCCAAGAAAGAGGGCGAGUCCUCCACCAUGUACUCGUCCCUGCCCACUAGUGACGCCCUAGAGAACGGAAGGCAAGCGCAGAUGAUCAGGGGGAGGAUUUGUCAGCCGAACAAGUCUGACACAUUUAACCAGCUGUGGACUGUGGAGGAGCAGAAAAAACUGGAGCAGCUUCUCGUCAAGUUUCCUCCCGAGGAGGUGGAGUCCAGGAGGUGGCAGAAGAUCGCUGACGAGCUGGGCAACCGAACAGCAAAACAGGUGGCCAGUAGGGUUCAAAAGUACUUCAUCAAACUGACAAAAGCUGGUAUCCCCGUGCCUGGAAGAACACCCAACCUGUGCAUGUACACUAAAAAGGCGUCCAGUAAGAGACAGCACCACCUUAACAAGCACCUGUACCGGCCGUCCACCUUCCUCACCUCCUACGAGCCUCCGGUCUUCAUGGACGAAGACGACGAGCGCUCGGCGUAUUACGGAAGCGUGCAGGACCCCUCUGCUGAUGACUCGGAUGAGGAGAGUGUUCCUGUGGAGUUGAGAAAUUUGCCAGAGUACAAAGAGCUUUUGGAGCUGAAGCGACUGAAAAAACAGAAGCUCCAGGAGUUCCAGGAGGAGAAGGUCGGGGUGCGACACCUCGGCUUCAAGUGCGACGUCUGUGGCAUGGAACCAAUCCAGGGAGUGCGGUGGCACUGUCAGGACUGUCCGUCUGACAACGCAGUCGAUUUCUGCUCCAGCUGCUCCGACUGCUUGUACAAGACGGAGACCCACAAGCCGAACCACCACCUGGAGCCGGUGUACCUGUCGGACACCUUUCUGGACAGGGACUACUGCCUGCCGCAGAGCACAGGCUACAACUACCUGGACCCCAACUACUUCCCAGCCAACAGAUGACAGGGUCCCAGGCGCCCAUAGCUCCAGGCUCUCUCCACAUAUCCCACAGGCCACUCUGUGCAUGGCUCCAUCCUCCAAGUCCAAGAUAACCGCUUAACCCGCCGCCAGGCAGGAAGGCCAGCAGGCAGGCAAACAGCCGGGGGGGGGCCUCAGAGCAGACCGACGGUGCUGCUGGUGGGGGGGGGCUGUUGGUAAACUGGCCUCCCUGACUCGAGCAAAAGGGGCGGCCAUGUUGGUUCCUUAGAAUACAGGGGGCCCCCGCUCCACCUCAGCCAGGUUAAUCAACGGAUCUGUGAUUUGAAACGAUGCACACUAUUUUUAAAAACUAACAAACAGGAAAAAAAACAACAAAAAACAAACAAACAGAAGACACACCGACAUUCCCGAGCUCUGUGACUCCAGGAGGGCUGUCCGCUCCCCUCCCCCCGUCACCGUCCUCCAGUUUACCUCCCUGUGCUGCUUCGAAACUGGAGAACCGACGAUCAGUCUGGCGAACGGAGACGUGCGGUCGACCAGUGUGUCAUCGUGGACUGUGAAGUCAUCAACUGAGAUACACACAGACGGUUUAAAUGUGUGUGUGUGUGUGCGUGCGUGCGUGGUCUCCGUGUUAUGCAAGAGUGAAAAAAUGUUUUAGGUAGGAAUCCGUAGAUUGAGUAUUUAUGAGUUGCAGCCUCAGCAAGGGGGCGCUGCUGUGAGACGCUCGGGGGGGGGGGUCGAGGCUGCUGUGUUUUCCCGGCUGCAGAUCGUUUGAAGUCGAUCUGCAGACGACCUGUACGUGAUCGUGGAGCCGUCACUACCACUGUCACACCACGUCGCUCUCUGACCCUCUCACCCUUUCACACACACACACACGUACACGGACACACACACUUUCAUCUCUUGUUUCCUUUCCCCCUUCGCUCUCUCUCCACUAAAUCAUGUCUAACAAGGAAGCACUACAGCACGGAGAGCACGCGUUUCUGAAGGCAGGCGGACGAGAACGUACGAAAUGAUACACGAUCAUUUUUCUGUUUCCGUUUUCUUUUCUGCUCCCCCAGUGUAUGCUGUUGUUGAUUAUGUUGAGUGUACAAGUAUAUGGUGAAAAGUAGCCAGUGCUAGUUGCUGUGUGCCAUUUUUAAAGAAGAAUCUUUUGUUUUGUUUAUUUUGUUUUGUUUUUUUUGCAAGGGGGGGCCACACCUCCUCCCUUCUUGCGUGGCGCCAUCGACCCACAUUACCCCGACAUUAUCGAUCCAGUCAUCAUGCCUCUAGAUCUUUAAUUUUUGCAGUUCACUUUAAAAAGGUCCAUUUAAAAGAUUGUAUUUUUAUUAAUCUAUUUAAAAAAAAAAAAAGAAUUGAGGUCUUGGUUGGUGCCUCCGCAGUGGAACAACCCACACAGUUUUAUACACAUAGAUUUUGUUGUGCUUGAGUAGACACCAUUUUGUAUGGUUUUCGUCUCCUUCCCCCCCCUUUGCCCCGCUUCAGUAUCUGUGUAUAACAGUCUGUUCUUAUGUAAAAAAAAUAAUGUAAAAAAAUGCUAGAGGAGAACCGUGGAAAUAAAAGUAUGUGAAAAUAGUGUUUCUA
Hippoglossus stenolepis (Pacific halibut) is the source of this 7246-nucleotide messenger RNA. RefSeq names its product zinc finger, ZZ-type containing 3 (gene zzz3). The record is from RefSeq and is a predicted model, not a curated record. Gene Ontology annotation, molecular function: zinc ion binding. NCBI's taxonomy places the organism in Eukaryota, Metazoa, Chordata, Actinopteri, Pleuronectiformes, Pleuronectidae. Bases 2759 to 5686 code for a protein of 975 amino acids. The transcript is spliced from 12 exons.